AUGGACAACCACUGGCUGCUGCAACAGGUGCUGCGCAACCUUCCAGCUUGUGGGGACUUCGCUGGAGUGCCUCAGCUUCGCCCCCCUGAACCCCUUGGGAACGACUACGGAGGUGGCGACUUCGAUGGAGCUCCUGCACAGCUUGACCCCCUUGACGCCAUCAGGUAUGUCCCCGAAGUAUACACUGGUAAAGCUGAUGGAGGACGCCCUGAGAAAAAUCAAGGGAUGAGAGUUGUCCUGGACAUGGCUCAGGGACUCAGUGGACAUAAUAUCACAUGUGACAAUUUUUUUACAUCGUACAAGCUGGGACAGGAGCUUCUAAAGAGGAAGCUGACCAUGGUAGGAACGAUGAGAAAAAACCGGUCUGAGCUCCCUCCUCAAUUGCUGCCUACAAAGAACAGGCCUGUCAACUCGUCCAAGUUUGUCUACACGGCUGACACGUCCCUGGUAUCCUAUGUGCCAAAGAAAACCAAGAAUGUGGUACUCAUGAGUACACUGCACAGGGAUGGAAGAAUCUGUGGCCUGGAGCAUCAGAAACCAGAGAUAAUCAUGGACUACAAUGCCACAAAAGGAGGGGUGGACAACAUGGACAAGCUGGUGUCUGCCUACAGCUGCAAGAGGAGGACCCUACGCUGGCCACUGGUGAUUUUCUUUGACAUUCUGGACAUCUCGGCGUACAACGCCUUUGUCAUCUGGAUGGCAUUGAACCCAGAGUGGAACAGGGGGAAGCUCCAGAGGAGACGCCUCUUUCUCGAGGAACUUGGAAAGGCACUGGUGAAACCACAAAUCCUGAGAAGACAGCAUGUUCCGAGAACCUCAGCCUCUGCAGCCACCGUGAGGAGGAUUCAGGAGGACAAUGCCAGUGCCCCAUCCACCCAACCUACAGAACCACCAUCUGCAGAGCCUGAGGUUGCGGCCGGCAGCAACAAAAAGAAACGCUGCGAAGUGUGUGGACCCAAGACGGACAGAAAGACGCAAUAUACAUGCAUCAAGUGCAAGAAGUACAUAUGCAACACACACACAGUAAAACUCUGCCACUCAUGUGUUGAAUAG
This is a messenger RNA of Cyclopterus lumpus (lumpfish), 1053 nucleotides long. RefSeq lists its product as uncharacterized. Bases 1 to 1053 code for a protein of 350 amino acids. The transcript has 5 exons. The record is from RefSeq and is a predicted model, not a curated record. NCBI's taxonomy places the organism in Eukaryota, Metazoa, Chordata, Actinopteri, Perciformes, Cyclopteridae.